Strongylocentrotus purpuratus (purple sea urchin) is the source of this 1310-nucleotide messenger RNA. RefSeq names its product mucin-5AC. Bases 177 to 1289 code for a protein of 370 amino acids. Lineage: Eukaryota; Metazoa; Echinodermata; Echinoidea; Camarodonta; Strongylocentrotidae. The record is from RefSeq and is a predicted model, not a curated record. The transcript has 6 exons. Gene Ontology annotation, cellular component: membrane.
AGUAAUCUAGCACGGCGCACUCCUCUCUCUUCAUUUAGUUAAAAGUCAAAACCUACCUCGGCACAUGCAACAAGAGCGCAAGAAGUUAUUGCACAGAUAUCAUACUUUACAAACUAAUUCUAGUACGAGUUGAGAGUUUGAGUUUUAAACGGCAAGAGGUUACCUUACGAUCAGUUAUGACGCGAAUCACCACUUUUCAAGCUGCAGGAAUCCUAGUGGCAGCACUGAUGUGCUUCCCAGCAGUAUGUUAUGCAUACAACAAAACUAUUACUAGAACUUCAACGACCACUGGAGCUAUAACUAAUGGACCUACAACAAAAACUGCAAGCAACAUGACAACUACUGGACAUAAACAAACCACUGCAAGCAACAUGACAACUACUGGACAUAAACAAACCACUGCAAGCAACAUGACAACCACUGGACCUACCACAAUCACUGCAAGCAACAUGACAACUACUGGACAUAAACAAACCACUGAAAGCAACAUGAAAACUACUGGACCUACAACAACUGAUGCAAGCAACAUGAAAACUACUGAAGCUCCAACAACCCCUGAGCCUAAAACAACCGCGGCCAGCAACAUGACAACCGAGAGUGGAACGACAAGCACCACCCAGUCAGUGACACCAGGAGGAACAACAUCAGCCCCAAAAGCCCGAUGGGAAGUGAGGGACAAGGACGGCAAGCUGUGUAUGAUCAUGGACUUCGAUGGAACCAUAACUGAUGUCAUUAAUGGUGUGACUGAAAAGAUACCGUCUCAUGCGUCGACAUCCGCAUCUGAUUGCAGCUCAUCUUCAUAUUCAGCAUUUGUCUUGGAUUUUAAUACUAUUUUUACUGAAUGGAGAAUUGUACUGAACUUCACCACUAGAGGGGGCUCGUUCAUGCUCCACACACUUUCUGCGAGCAGGAGCACCCUUAGAACGCCACUUUCCUCUUCUGUGACCGAAGAUUUCUUUAAUGUGCCUCUUGGUGACUAUUACACCUGCAGUCACUUCAACUACAGUCUAGGCUACCUUCAGCUCAACCUGACCAACCCUUCGCUCCAGCCUUUCGUCCAGAGAACCGAAGGAGGGGACAACUUGGGACAAGCAUAUGUUUGUCGACCUGCACAACAAAGUGACAGUAACACCUUGAAGCUCGAUCGUAAAACCAAAAUCGGCCUCGGGGUCGGCAUUCCGAUCGCGCUCAUAGUCAUCGUAUGCUGUGGGUGUUGUUGUUGUUGUUGUGGUAGUUGUGGUAAUUAUAAAAUGAAUUAUUCAAAAUCAUGUAGAUAUAGCUCCUUUUAGUCUCAUUUCACACCCCCCCCC